Molecule: messenger RNA, 1833 nt
Organism: Ilyonectria robusta
Lineage: Eukaryota; Fungi; Ascomycota; Sordariomycetes; Hypocreales; Nectriaceae
Product: FAD binding domain-containing protein
Exons: 5
Coding region: 1-1833 (610 amino acids)
Molecular function (GO): FAD binding
Source: RefSeq, a predicted model, not a curated record
AUGGCAUCAUCCACUCCCAUCGUCCACGAGACUCCAGUGUUGGUGGUUGGUUCUGGUCCUGUCGGUCUCAUCACGUCGUUGCAGCUCGCCCGGUAUGGCCAGAAAUGCAUGCUUGUCGAGCGCAACUAUGAGACUACGAAAUGGCCCAAGAUGGACAUCACAAAUUGCCGCUCUAUGGAACUGUUGCGGACCUUGGGCCUUGCCGACGCUUUGAGGAGGAUAGGUGUCGACGAAAAAUACUCGUUCAACGUCUUGUUCAGCAGCGGUUUGAGCGAAGGGGGAAAGAGACUCGCCCGCUGGGAUUUACCAUCUCCGGCCGAAUGGAAGAAACGCAUCCAAGAGCAAAACGAUGGUUCUAUGCCACGAGAGCCAUACCAGCGAUGCUCACAAUCGGUUUUCGAGCGCUGGCUCAAGCCCCUUUGCGAGGAAAAUCCACUCAUCGAGUCAUAUUUUGGCUGGAAGUUUGAAAGUCUAGAGGAGACGCCCGAAAAGGUGAUUAGUCAAAUCACCGAGCUAUCCACUGGGCAGACACAUACCGUGCACGCCAAGUUCGUGGUGGCUUGUGAUGGCGCAGGAAGCCGCGUUAGAAGAUCUAUCGGCUUAGGCUUGAUUGGAGGUCCGACUCCAAGUGCUGUCUUUCUCGUGCAUUUCAAGUCGAGAGACUUGGCGCGCUUGCAAGCUCAAGGCCAAUUUUGGCACAUCUUCUUCACCACUGGAGCUGCCAUCAUCAGUCAAGAUGAAAUUGACACUUGGACCUGCCAUUACCCUGUAUCCUUGGACCAAGAUACAACUAAACUCGACCCCACCGAGGUCAUUUACGCAGUUUUAGGUGGCAGUGCCGGGAGAUACCCGAUCGAAGUCGAUAAGAUUCUCGUCACAAGUGUAUUCCGGCCGAACUUGGUCGUCGCAAAUGAGUAUAUAAGUCCUCAUCAGCGCGUCUUCCUUGCAGGGGAUUCUGCUCACCAGAAUAUUCCUACCGGCGGAUAUGGUAUGAACAUGGGUGUUGGAGAUGCGUAUGAUAUUGGAUGGAAAUUAGGAGCGUACCUGAGAGGUUAUGCUGGCGAAACUCUUCUUCAAUCUUAUGGAACUGAACGCCGUCCUGUCGCUCUUCGAAACGUGGAGAGAUCUGGCGUGCACAUGUCGCUCCAUUUCAAAUAUGCACAAAUGGUAAAACAGAAGGGCAGUAAAGUACUGCUAGCACAAGAUGCGGAGGGAGAGAAGCUCCGAGAAGAGAUCGAGCAAAUGAUUCUAGCACAGGAUGGAGAGAACAAGGACCAUGGCAUCGAGAUAGGAUAUCGACUCAACGAUUCGCCUGUUAUCAAUCACGACGAAUAUGGUAUCGAGCCUAUUUGGACUCCCCGCGAGUACGUCCCUUCGACAUGGCCGGGCAGCCGCGCUCCACACGUUUUUCUCAAGGAUUCUGUCACAAGUAUCACGGAUCUAUACGGUCUUCAUUAUACCCUUGUUGACUUCACCACUGGUGGCGAGACAGCCAAAAGCUUCUCUGAUGUCGCAAAAGAGCUAGGGAUUCCACUCAGAGCUGUCCGUCUUCCAGACGAACCUCAGGUCCGGAGGAUCUGGGAACGAGAUGUUGUACUUGUCCGCCCGGACGGCCACGUUGCGUGGCGGUCCUCGUCCCAAGACGCCAAUACAGCGACAAAAGAAAGCAUCAAAUAUAUCUUGCUUGUUGCCGUGGGUAAAGAAACGGGCUCUACAAAUACCACGGUGUCUAAGGCUUCAACAUCAAGUGGAAGUGCGAGAUUCACUACCAGUGUCGAGAACGUUCUUCAGGAUACAACGCAGAUGGCUCAGAUUGGUGAAUUCCAGCGUUAG